GUACUUUGUGAAUUUUUUUAUUAGAUUACAUAUUCAUCGUCCUCAUUAGAGUUUCUGUGUUUUUAUUAUUAUUAUUUUUUUCUUAAAUCUUCUCCGUCUGUAAAGCCUCUGAGCAUCCCUCAUCGUCCUCUCUCUAAUUGCCUCUCUUUCUCUCUGCAAUCUUCGGCACCGAACAGAUUGAUCUCUCUCUCUCUCUCUCUCUCUCUCUCUCUCUCUCUCUCUCUCUCUCUGUUCGAGUCUCCGUCUUUCCACGGUCCCGUUGCGAGGUUCUUCAAAGCGACGACUAAGAAAUUUCGAUCUUCGGAAGGCUUCAGCGAUUUCGAUUCUCGGUCUCGGUUUUUUUUGGGUGCUACCUACGGACAAAUUUGAUUUCUCUUUGUGCAAACGAUACGAGUCGUGAAAGGUACAGCUUUAAUAACGUCGAUUCGAAUUGGGAUAGAACCGAUUUCAUAACUGUACACUUGAGCUGAAAAAGUUGAAUUGGAAGAAGGUGUGGACGGUUAGAGUGAAUAGUAGGGUGAAAGAUGCUUCAGAUCCGUCUUAGGAGGGUUCCAUCCUCAGAAGGUGCUGGUGCUGGUGCUGGUGCUGGAGUGGCAAAACCCGUGCCAGUAGAGACUGUGACGGUUGCAUGUCCUGACCACCUUGUCCUUGCUGAUCUGCCUGUAGCAAAGGGCAUUGGUGCAGCAACUGCUGCUUCCCUUGUCAAGACUGUAGGUCGAAGGUCCCGGCGUCAGCUUGGCGAACGCGUCCACUUUUGUGUUCGCUGUGAUUUUCCGAUUGCUAUAUAUGGACGAUUGAGUCCCUGUGAGCAUGCCUUUUGUCUGGAUUGUGCUAGGAGUGAUUCAAUCUGCUUUCUUUGUGAUGAUCGGAUUCAGAAGAUUCAGACUAUCAAACUGAUGGAGGGGAUCUUCAUCUGUGCAGCCCCUCACUGCCUCAAGUCUUUCCUAAAGAAGACUGAGUUUGAAUCUCACAUCCAUGAGAGCCAUGCUGACCUUCUUCAGCCAAAUGCCGAGAAAGAAGAUAAUAAUGAAUCAGAAGCUCAGAGUGCCAAACAAUCUACACCUGAUUCCACUGUCCGAGCGCCACUUAGGCCAGUCUUUUCCCCCAGUUCAAACUCUCAGCUUCAUGAUAGGGAAGAUAAAGCUCGUCGUCAGCAGACAAGAGAACAAUCACUUCCAAGGCCAUUAAUACAGACCAAACCACCUCAAGGAUUUGGGCAGGCGCAGAAUAACCCAUCAGAGUCCCAACUAGACAGCCGAUCCCAAGGAUUUGAAAGACCUGGUCCCCACAACCUUUUCCAACAACAAAGCUUUGACUCCCUUGGCACUCCAAAGCAGGAACCUGGCCAGUAUUCAGACAAGCAACAGGGAAUUUUAUCUGACAGUCCCUUUGCUGAGUAUCCACCCAUGCAUUCCAUUCAGCCACCUAAUUACAUGGUUCCAGUUAAUUCUAACCAAAUGAUGAAUCCCUCCCUUCCAUUUGGUUAUCCUCCUUUCCCAGUUGAUGGACCUCAACCAUAUUAUGGGGCUCCCUUUGAAAUGGCCCGUCAGGAUUCAGCACAAGAAGUAGGAUCAGAACAGGGGUCUUUGUUGGGUUUUCCACCAGGUCCUGCAGGCAAUAUGAAUUUCCCAGCUAAUUAUCCUCAGCCAUGGAAUGCAGGACAAGCUGGUAUGCCUUUUGAACCUCCACAAGGGGGUCAAGGAGUUCAAGAUGGUUUCACAAACACGCCAGAUUCUCAAGGCAAAGUGCCAUUUUAUCAAGGAGAAUUUGGACGGAAUCCUGGAGGUUUGGCUAUAAAUAUCCCCCCACCUUCAGCCAACAAGCCAAUGGAACCAUCGCCUGGGGGUAAUGCUAUGGAUCCCAGGGAUGGGAAAGGUAUAUUAGCUCCACAGCCCAUGCCACUCCCUCCGCCUCCACCGUUGCCACCUCACCUAUCUCAGAACAAACGCAAGUAUUAUUCCGGCGAUAUGGGUCGAGAUGGACAGGGCUUUGGAUGGCAGCAUGAGAACCGCGAAAAUUUUGGAACUGGCCAAGACUAGAAAAGAUUUGGUCUUUGAUGUAAUUUUUUUUCCUUGUGUUCAUAUUAUCCUUAAUUUUUUUUUUUUUUCACAGAUACGGUGAUCAAAAUUAGCUUAUGGUCUUCCCUUUAAAGUAUCUUCUUUUUCUCUC
Molecule: messenger RNA, 2169 nt
Organism: Ziziphus jujuba (common jujube)
Lineage: Eukaryota; Viridiplantae; Streptophyta; Magnoliopsida; Rosales; Rhamnaceae
Product: E3 ubiquitin-protein ligase HAKAI homolog
Exons: 4
Coding region: 525-2039 (504 amino acids)
Biological process (GO): protein ubiquitination; regulation of cell adhesion
Molecular function (GO): ubiquitin protein ligase activity
Source: RefSeq, a predicted model, not a curated record